Molecule: messenger RNA, 2353 nt
Organism: Python bivittatus (Burmese python)
Lineage: Eukaryota; Metazoa; Chordata; Lepidosauria; Squamata; Pythonidae
Source: RefSeq, a predicted model, not a curated record
AACGCUCCUCCCUGGGGCAUUCUGGGAGUUGAGGUCCACCUGUCCUAAAGUUGCUGAGCGUAUGAACCGGACUGUGAAUGUAGCCCACACCUCUUGCUAUAUUUUCCUGGGCUUAGCCUGUGAUUCUGGGGAAAGACGCAGCUGCUUUAAAGAGCUGCGGACACGAGCUACAUUCAUGCCUUCCCUUCCUCCAAGGCAUCUUUUUGGAAUUGGAACGAAAAUGCCGUGCACCCAUACUAAAUAGAAUCUAAACGUGCUUCUGUGGUUUCUGUCCCUUCGAUAAUGAACCGUGAAUUUUGAGUAUUUUGAAAGCAGCUUCCUUUUCUUUAUAGAUAUCGGUCUAUACAUUUCACGCCUUUACUUCCUGUGUAUGGGGCAGAAUAUACAACAAAAAAAGAGAAUAAAAAACUUCAUAUUGCAAAAGCAGGAAAAAAGUGACAUUGCUGCUGAUGUGCAGAGGAACAGCAAUACGUGGUAUUAAACAGCACUGAAGUGAAGGUUUAAUGGGACAGAGUAUAUCUCAGAAGCAAAUUAAUGAGACACCCUUUGAGAGGGAACUCUGUGUUCAGGGUGCUGCUACCCCAAACCCCGUUUUUUAAGGAACCUCGCAUUGACCCUUCUUAGAAGCUGGGAUGUAUAGCAGGGCUCUCAGGGGCAAUAUAUUAGGAGGCUCGUCUGGAAAUAAAACCUUCAGAUGUUCCUGUCCCAAACUAGUUCUUGAUCGAUUAAAAAAUAGCAUUUUGGAUUGUGCAUCUUAACUUUUGCUGCUGAUGGAUAAAUGCUGCAUAGUUGAGAAUCUCCUGAUUUGUGGGUAGUAUUUUUUUAAAGAAGUUCUAAAGGAGACAGGUUCAAGGAAUCGUCCCAUAUACUUUUUAUUAUAGAAAUAACGUCUCAUUUCAGGGACAGAGGAAUGACCGUAUGAUGUAUUUAAUCCCUCUUGAAUAGCAAUACUUUGAUCAGCAGAUAGCUUUUGGUUUUUUAACUCUUUUUUUUUUUGCAUUUAUGUUUAGUAUUUUUGAAUGAUACAAGUUUUUAUAAACGUUUGCGUGGAGCAAGAAGAGGAGGAAUGGCGUCUGCAAAAGUGAAGAUGACCAAGAACAAGGACAAUAUCCCCCAUGAAUUAGAGAGCCAGUUUAUUUUGCGGCUGCCUCCGGAAUACGCUUCUACAGUGCGGAGGGCUGUUCAAUCUGGGAGUGUCAACUUGAAGGACAGACUCACGAUUGAAUUGCAUGCGGAUGGCCGUCAUGGAAUUGUGCGAGUGGACCGUGUCCCCUUAGCUGCCAAGUUGGUGGACUUGCCCUGCAUCAUGGAAAGCUUGAAAACCAUUGAUAAGAAAACGUUCUAUAAGACUGCUGACAUUUGCCAGAUGCUUGUGUGCACCGUGGAUGGAGAACUCUACCCUGCUUUGGAGGAACCAGCUGUGAGUACUGAUGCUAGAGCCAACAAGAAGAAGGAUAAGGAUCGGGAGAAGAAGUUUAUCUGGAAUCAUGGCAUUACGCUCCCAUUGAAGAACGUGAGGAAGAGGAGGUUCCGAAAGACCGCCAAGAAGAAGGCCCAGUACAUUGAAUCUCCAGACGUAGAGAAAGAAGUGAAACGCCUUCUGAGCACAGAUGCCGAAGCUGUCAGUGUCCGGUGGGAGGUCAUUGCUGAAGAUGAAACGAAGGAAGCUGAGAACCAUGGGUUACUUACAGGCCUGGAUAUUUCUUCUCCUGGGAUGUCUGGACAUAAACAAGGCCAUGGAUCUUCAGCAGAACGUGACGAGCUCCGGGAGAUGUUUAACGAAAUCAGCAGUAGCAGCAGCGAUGAAGACGAGAGGGAUCACCACGAUGACGAAGACCUGAACGUCAUGGAUACGGAGGAGGACUUGGAGAGGAGGCUGCAGGGCAAGCUGAGUGAAUCCAGCUCCCAGCAGCAAGAGAACGAAGGGACCAGCCAAAUUGCCAUUGGAAUCCAGAAGCAAAUUGACAACCUGAAGGGCAAGCUGCAGGAGACCCAGGAGCGCAGGAAGCGCCAAGAAGAUCUCAUCAUGAAAGUGGAGAAUCUGGCGCUCAAGACCCGGCUCCAGGCUGUGCUGGAUGAGUUCAAGCAGCAAGAAGAACGAGAAAAGCAGCAGCUGGCGUCUCUUCAAGAGCAGCUAGAAGCUCUAAUAGAAAAAUGAACUUCCAGACCUCCAAGAACAGAAGAUCAAAUGUUGACUGAAAAGUCCUUCCUCUUGGUGUGUGGCUCCCAGAUUCUUCGGUGCAAGUUCAUCAUAUGUUCUGAGACGAUUAGCAAGUUCCUCUCAAAGUCUAGGCCAGUGUUUCUCAGCCUAGGCUGCUUUAAACUGUGUGGACUUCAACUCCCAGAAUUCCCC